CAAAUGGGCACAGGACACGAGUUGGGCAGUACAAACGAGCUUUAUCGGGCAGCCCUGAACAACGAUUGGGAAUCUCUGAAGAAAUUCUACCAGAAAAAUGUUGGUUCGCUGUUAUUUCCUGUAACGGCCUCCAUGGACAAUGCAUUUCACUUGGCGGUGUUCAGCAAGAGUAAAGAUCCGCUUCAAUUUUUACUUGAUAUUUCCGAAGAACAUUCUAUGGUGAGGUAUGGCUAUUUAGAAAAAAAUGGCAACGGGAACACACCUCUUCAUGAGGCUGCAGCCAAUGGGAACCUGGAGGCCGUAAAGGCUUUGGUCUUUCAUCAUUGGAGGCUCCUCGUGGGAGAUAUUGAAGAUCCACAUGUGGAAGAGUUCCAAGAGGCUGUGAACAUGGAAGGCGAAACCCCGCUUUUUAUUGCUGCUGCAUUUGGGAGAACAAAAGUGGUGAAGUUUUUAGCUAAAAAAUCAUUACAAUUUCGCACAAGAUUAAUAUACCAAGAAAAAAUAGAAAAGACUAAAGAAGAAGAAUAUUUUAAGCUUGAAAAUAUUCACCGCCAAAUCAGACGCUCCAUCAAGGUAAAGCCCAAACCUAAACCCUCCAAUGAGCUGCCUGGUGCCAUCCAAGGUGAAAUAACAUCAGAGCCAGAGCCUGGUGCCAUGGAAGAAGAAAGAUUCAUAGAAGUGCCUGAUACCUCCAUUCUGCACGUUGCCAUCACAGGACACCAUUUUGAAACGGCUCUAUAUUUACUGAAGAAGGAUGAAUCGUUAGCAGCACUCAAGAACCUAGAUGGCCGGACCUCUCUUCACCUACUGGCAACCAUGCCCUCAGUUUUCGAAAGUGGAUAUCAAUGGGGCACAUGGAUCCACAGAGUCAUAUAUUCCUGCCUUCCAAUCGGUGAUGAUGCAGAUGAUGAUGAAAAAGCUACUACAAAAAAUUCCAAAGGGUGGCUUAAAUUAAUGGAAAAAAUCUGUGCACUAGUAGGGAGUAACAUCUUGGAAGAAAAGAGAAAGCAUAAACUUGCUUUCAAACUAGCGGAGACACUGAUAAAAAAAGAUUCUUCUUGGGAUGAAAUCGUUAAUAGGCUAGUGGUUCCAGAGUUUCCGUUUGAUAAAGAUCAGUCUUCAAAAGGAGAUUAUGAGCCAAUCCCGUUAUUGCUGGCGACUGAAAAAGGAAUAGUAGAAAUUGUGAACAAGAUACUAGAAGUAUGUCCCCAGCUAGUUGAGCAUUGCAAUGAUCUGGGUCAGAACAUACUGCAUGUGGCAAUUAAGCACCGUCAAUAUGAUAUCUUCAAUCAUGUGAAAAAUAUGAAAAUACCAAUGACAAGGUUAGUCCGAAAGGUUGACAAAAAUGGCUACACCAUUUUACACCAUGCUGCAGACUUGGAGCCAGAGACUGCAAAGCGUCACCCAGCAGGACCUGUAUACCAACUCCAGGAAGAGAUAAAGUGGUACAAACGUGUAAAGGAGAUCACGCCCGCCCACUACGCCAUGUUUCGCAGCAAGGAGGUAAAGAAAACUUGCGAAGAGCUAUUCAAUUCGAAGCACAAUAAACUACUCGGGCAAGCAGAGACUUGGAUAAAAGGCACUUCUCAGUCUUGCUCUGCAGUGGCUGUUCUCGUUGCUACAGUGGUCUUUGCAGCUGCGUACACUGUGCCUGGAGGUUCUAAUGAACAGGGGUAUCCAAUUUUCCUCAACAGCACUCUCUUCUUGGUUUUCACAGUUACGGACGUUAUUGCUUUGGCCUGCUCCUUAACCUCCGUUGUAAUGUUCUUAUCCAUCCUUGCAUCGCCUUAUACGUAUGAUGAAUUCCUCUACAAACUCCCUAGAAAACUCACAAUAGGCUUCUCCUUGCUCUUCAUUUCAUUGGCUACAACAAUGAUUGCAUUUGCAGCAACAUUAUUGCUCAUAGUUCGUUUGCAAAAGCCACAUGGGGCCACCACUCUCAUUUAUACUGCUGCAUUUCUUCCUGUCAGCAUAUUUGCACUCACGAGUUUUCCCAUGUAUGCUGCAUUUGAGAAAACUUUGCUCAAGUUGUAUCUUAGAUUGUCUAAGAAUUGGCGUGUCACAAAGUCUCCACCGCCCAACAAGUCAGCUUCCAGAUAG
Mangifera indica (mango) is the source of this 2100-nucleotide messenger RNA. RefSeq lists its product as uncharacterized. The record is from RefSeq and is a predicted model, not a curated record. Gene Ontology annotation, molecular function: protein binding. Lineage: Eukaryota; Viridiplantae; Streptophyta; Magnoliopsida; Sapindales; Anacardiaceae. The coding region runs from base 4 to 2100 and encodes 698 amino acids. The transcript has 5 exons.